UCCACUUGGUUUUGAUUAUUAUUCCUUGCGCCUUCAAUCGUUGUUGUUACCAAAAUGCAGCCGUUCCAAGUUUUAAAUUUACUCAUCUUGAUUUUGCUAACAACAUUAGUAGAAGCUCAUCUCGAAGCUUAUUACGGCAAGCCACAAUGUCCUGUCAUCUGUGGCGAUGUCCAGAUUACAUACCCUUUCGGGUUUGGAAGAAAUUGUUCUGCCAACGAAUGGUACACACUUAAUUGUAAUUCCUCCCCACCAUAUCCAUCUUCAUUCACCAACAAACCGUAUCUAUCUGCCUUCAACAACGCCGAGGUGCUGUAUAUGGAUGUGAGCACAAUCACUAUUAACAUGUCUAUGAUUAGUGCUGAUUGCGAAAAUCCAGUCCAAGAUAUCAAUCAUGUCCUAAUCACCAGCCAUGGCAAAAGUCCCUUCCGAUUUUCCGGAUCACGUAACAGAUUGGUCUUUAAGGGCUGUGGCAGUGCUUCCAUCAUGGAGAAUGGGAGUAUUGUCACCGGUUGUUCAACGACUUGUGGCAAGGACACUGUUAGUGACAUAAAUAACUGCUUCGGUUUCGGUUGUUGCCAAACUACAAUUCCUCAUGGUCUCUCAUCAUUUACCUUCAAUCUAACAGGUUUGGAAAGACAGAAUCAAGAUGGAGCUUGUGGGUGUGCUUUCUUGGUAGAUACAAAUUACGCAGGAAGUUUUUCUAGCAAAUCUUUUACUGAAGACCAUUUUGUUCCGAUAUCACUUUCGUGGAACGAAACAUUCCAUGAAAACUCAACAAGAUGCAACGAGACAUGUGGGAAUGUAUCUAUUCCAUCCCCUUUCGGGAUUAAAAGAGAUUGUUCAGAUGGGAACUGGUUCAAUGUCGAUUGCAAGUCAUUGACACCUUAUUUAUCUGCGUUCGACAACAUGGAGGUUUUGAGUGUAAGUUUGGAAAAAAAUACAAUCACUGUUAACGUCCCCAUGAUUUCUGAUUGCAAGAAUCCAAUCCAAACUAACAGCCUUUUCCUAACCGGAAGUCCCUUUGGAAUUUCCGGAUCGGAUAACAUGUUUGUGGUUGAGGGGUGUGGUAGUGCUGCUAUUAUGGUGGAAAAUGGGACUAUUGUCGGUGGUUGUUCAACAACGUGUAGCAAUGACACAAAUAGUGAAAGCUAUAGAAACGGUUGCUUUGGAAAGGGUUGUUGCCAAACUACUAUUCCCUAUGAUCUCGAGUCGUUUACUUUGAAUCUAACAGGAUUGGAAAGAGAUGAUGGAAAUGGAAGCUGUGGGUCUGCGUUCUUGGUGGAUAAGAUUUCAUUCAAUCAAGGAAGAUUUUCUCGACAAGUGGUUCCGAUAACACUGAGUUGGACGUAUAACACCAGCACCAGUUAUUUUAGACCAGAAGUUUCAACAGAAUGCAUAAGCUGUGAACAAGAUGGUGGGAUUUGUUUCCCUGACCGUUACACGACGUCAGGCAUGAGUUGUCACUUUCGUGGAAGCAGCAAUAAGUCACUCGGCGUUAUUCUAGGUGCUAGCCUAACCUUGGGUUUACUUAUUCUAAUGGUGAUUAGUUAUGCACUAUACAACAUAAUCAAGAAUAUUAGCGCCAAAAGAAGGAAACAAAGGUAUUUUAAACGAAAUGGUGGUCUACUUCUUAAACAACAACAAACAAUUGACAACAGUUUAGUUGAUAAAACCAUACUUUUCACCUCGAAUGAACUAGAGAAGGCCACUGACCAUUUUAAUGAUAAUAGAAUUCUUGGUCGAGGAGGUCAAGGUACAGUAUAUAAAGGCAUGUUAGCCAACGGACGGAUUGUAGCUAUUAAGAAAUCGAAGGUUGUCGAUGAAAGCCAAUUAGAACAAUUCAUCAAUGAGGUGGUCAUUCUUUCCCAAGUCAAUCAUAGGAAUGUGGUCAAAUUAUUAGGAUGUUGCCUCGAAACAGAGGUCCCAUUGCUUGUCUCCGAGUUUAUCUCAAACGGUACCUUGUAUGACUUUCUUCAAGAUGAAACCAAUGAAUUUCCAAUCUCUUUAAACAUGAGAUUGCAAAUCGCUACAGAGGUUGCAGGAGCACUUUCUUACUUACAUUCGGCUACCUCUAUUCCAAUAUACCAUAGAGAUAUUAAGACAACUAAUAUACUUUUGGAUGAAAAGUAUAGAGCCAAAGUUUCUGACUUUGGAACUUCAAGGUUCGUGUCAAUAGAUCAAACUCACUUAACAACGUUAGUGAAAGGUACAUUUGGUUACUUGGAUCCAGAGUACUUCCAAUCAAGCCAGUUUACUGAAAAAAGUGAUGUUUAUAGUUUUGGAGUUGUCUUACUUGAACUCAUGACAAGAGAAAAGCCAAUUUCAUUAACUAGAUUUGGUGAAAAUAGAAGUUUGGCUACAUACUUUAUGGUAUCCAUGGAAGAAGGACGUGUCAUGUCUAUUUUUGAUGCAAUAGUUGUUAAGGAGGGUUCUAGGAAUGAGUUGUUGGCCAUAGCUAAUUUGGCAAUGCGAUGCUUGAAUUUAAAUGGGAAAAACAGACCAACAAUGAAAGAAGUUGCAAUCGAGUUAGAAGGUGUGAGAUUGUCACAUGUUCCCACCACAAUUUAAAAUAAUAUUAGACUUGUGAAGUAUUGAGAAAGCAUCGCAGUCAACAUCAACUUAUGUCGAGUCAACUUUUGACAUCAUUGACAACCUUAGUCGAUGAAUCAUGAUAACUAUUAGUUUUCUUAAGUAAGCCUUAAGCUAUAUAGUGUGAUGAUUAAUAAGUUGUAUGUAAACGUUAAAAGGUAUAGUAUUUUCUGUACCUAUUUCUUCUUCCUCCUAAACAUAUUCUUCAGCUUAUUGUAAUCGAAAUUGGGUUAAUGUCAUGAUAUGACAACCAAUAAUAUUAUUGCUCUUUGGAUCA
This is a messenger RNA of Lactuca sativa (garden lettuce), 2866 nucleotides long. Its product is annotated as wall-associated receptor kinase-like 6. Gene Ontology annotation, molecular function: polysaccharide binding; protein serine/threonine kinase activity; ATP binding. The record is from RefSeq and is a predicted model, not a curated record. Gene Ontology annotation, cellular component: plasma membrane. NCBI's taxonomy places the organism in Eukaryota, Viridiplantae, Streptophyta, Magnoliopsida, Asterales, Asteraceae. Gene Ontology annotation, biological process: protein phosphorylation; cell surface receptor signaling pathway.